GCUCAGCUCGGCCUGGACCCUUUCCUAGGGACACCCCUCCAAGGCCGCCAGACUGGGGUGUCCAGUCGCCUGGAUCCUACGUGAAGGGCAGGAGGCCCCAGCCCCUUGAUCCCUUGUUCCUGGACUGGGGUGGGCAGAUGGAAUGCCUGUCAUGGCAGCCGCUAACUUCCUAGGGUGCACUAACUGUGGGCCCUGGUGCACCCUCAAGCUAUAAUACAUUGACUUCCAGUCUGUGAGCCCCAUCCAACCGAGUACCACCUUCCUCAUUCCUAAUCCUGCCUCAGUACUUGGCCAGGGUCACCCUGCUUUGUGUAGAAGUCCCAGAACCUUCCCAUGGGAUUCCCGCUUCAGGACACAGGAACUCCGCUUCUUGCCUGCGUGGGAAGGAUCAGGUUCUUGAAAUGGAGGUGUGGGCUCUGGAGACUGUCUGGCUUUAGGUCAGAGGUCAGCGGCAGAGGACUCCUGCUGAGUCACUGGUCUUGGGGGGAUAGGCCCCUUCUUCCCUUCAGCUGACUCAGGUAGCAAAUGUGGGGAAGUAGGCUGUUGAGGUUCUUCAUUGCCAACUGGGGAGUGGCCACUGCCCUGUCCAUAGUCCAGGGUGUGUACCCUUAAAAGGAAGCAGGCAAACGAUAAGGUUAUUCGAGGUGAUAAGUACUGCUGUGAGGCCAGGCUGCCCAAAGUAGGCACUCAGGACUGGGACCCCCUUCUGACCAGCAGUGUCUAUAGGAAGGCUCCUCAUGGAGGUCCACAGGCUGGACAGCUCUUCACCCCCUGUUACCCACAGCCUGGACAAUGCGGACUCCCCUCCCCAGUGAAAUUGAAGGGACAGGAGUGUCCCUUCCAGUGUCUUCCCCAUGCUGGAGGUCCCCUCUCAAAUAGCAGGAUGGUACACCAGAUCCGUAUGGCCAAGUGCUGCCUCUAAACACCAGACCUGACUGUGGUCAGUGGUUGACCCUGUGGCAAGGGGACUGUCCAGGUUGACAGGCCACAGUUCACUCCAGGUGGGCUGUGGGACCUGCUAUUGCCAGGUCAGCAGCCCCUGACUCACAUGUCCAGUGCAAAGGAGAGCGUGCCUGAGGUCAGGGCAAGGCCCCACAAAGGAAGUCAAGGCAGCUUUUCCUAGGACCAGUGGACAGGUAACAUCCAGAGCUGGUGAGGGAGUGGUUAUGAGGAGAGUCCCCACUUCUCACCUUCUUGACACAUUCUACUUUCAGUUAGUGUGUCAUCCCAGGAACACCAGCAGUACAGCUUCCUGGGCUGUACCUAGCAGGGUCCUGAGCCACAACAUUCUCAGGCAAGGGUCUCCUUCCAACCCCAGUGCAGUCCAGGUGGCCAGUGCCCAAUCUUAGCAUCACCCAGCCACACCUGGGGCACACUCCUCCCUCUGGGCGGAACCAGUUCCCCUGCCAGGCCCAACAUGUGGGAAUCAGUGUGCUAGGCAGGACAGGAAUCUUACCCCUUCCCAAACCUGAGAUACAGUGGGGAUGGGAUGAACAGUCCCUGGGGCAGGCCAUGGCUAGAAGCCAUGAGGUCCCCAGGUACUCAGUGAUCACGUCUGAUGGCUUCCCAAGCAGCCAGACUCCAUGGAGGCCUACUCAAGAGGGGCAUGAAUGUGACGGCGAGGAGGAUGAUGUGGAGCUGAGGACCUUUGACUUAAUCCUGAGUGCAGUCAGACAGGGCCUUGGAAAGGUUCCUGUUGCAGCAGGACUAGGCCUGGCAGGGACAGGACUCCAAAUAAGUGGGGAGCCAGGUCCUGCAGGGAAGGGCUGGCACCAAGGGGCUGCGGCCAGGAAGAUGUUCUCUAAGACCGGUGGCAGAAUAGAGCUGGAGGAAGACUGGUGGACUGGCGCAAAAUCUAGAGACCCCCACCCACAACAUGGCUCGUCGCUCCCAGAGUUCCUCACAGGGGGACAACCCUCUGGCACCUGGGUAUCUGCCACCACACUACAAAGAAUACUACCGCCUGGCGGUGGAUGCACUGACUGAGGGUGGGGCAGAGGCCUACAGCCGCUUCUUGGCGUCUGAGGGGGCACCCGACUUCCUGUGCCCUGAGGAGCUAGAACACGUGAGCCGCCAUCUGCAGCCCCCACAGCAUGUUGCCCGUGAGCUCCCUGAAGGCAGCCCUCCUGAUGUGGACAUGGAUGGCUCCUCUGGCACCUACUGGCCAGUGAACUCAGACCAGGCCGUGCCUGAGCUUGACCUGGGCUGGCCCCUGACCUUUGGCUUCCAGGGGACUGAGGUCACCACACUGGUGCAGCCGCCACCACCUGACAGUCCCAGCAUCAAGGAUGAGGCUCGCAGGAUGAUCCGCUCUGCACAGCAGGUGGUGGCUGUGGUGAUGGACAUGUUUACAGACGUGGACCUGCUCAGUGAAGUGUUAGAGGCCGCCGCGCGCCGCGUCCCAGUCUACAUCCUGUUGGAUGAGAUGAAUGCACAGCACUUCCUGGACAUGGCCGACAAGUGCCGCUUCAACCUGCACCAUGUGGAUUUCCUGCGCGUGCGCACUGUGGCUGGCCCCACCUACUACUGCCGCACUGGGAAGUCGUUCAAGGGCCACUUAAAGGAGAAGUUUCUGCUAGUCGACUGUGCCGUGGUGAUGAGUGGGAGCUACAGCUUCAUGUGGUCCUUCGAGAAGAUCCACCGCAGCCUGGCGCACGUGUUCCAGGGAGAGCUGGUCUCCAGUUUCGAUGAGGAGUUCCGCAUCCUCUUUGCACAGUCUGAGCCACUGGUGCCCUCGGCGGGGGCACUGGCCCGCAUGGACACCUACGCUCUGGCUCCUUACUCAGGCGCCGGGCCCCUAGUGGGCGUCCCCGGGGUCGGGGCACCGACUCCCUUCUCAUUCCCCAAGCGGGCGCACCUGCUGUUUCAGCCGCCCCGGGAAGAGGGCCUGGGCUUCCCCUCCUUCCUGGACCCUGACCGCCACUUCCUCUCGGCCUUCCGCCGGGAGGAGAUUCCACGGGGGCCUGGGGGGAUCCUGGAGCCACAUGCGGGGAUGCGGUCAUUGUCGCGGCGGUUGGACAUGGAGGCCGGCCCCAGUGGAGAGCCCCCGGGCACGCGGGGCUUCUUCCAGGCGCGGCACCUGGAGAUGGACGCCUUCAAGCGGCACAGCUACACAGCAGCCGAUGGCGCAGGCGCUGUGGAGAACUUCGCGGCCGCACGCCAGGUGUCGCGCCAGACAUUCCUCAGCCACGGAGAUGACUUCCGCUUCCAGACUAGUCAUUUCCACCGCGACCAGCUCUACCAGCAGCACUACCAAUGGGACCCGCAGCUUAAUCCUACGCGCCCGCAGGGCCUAUUCGAGAAGAUCCGCGCCGGCCGCCCGGGCUUCGCUGACCAUGAUGACUUCACACUGGGCGCUGGGCCGCGGUUCCCAGAACUCGGCCCUGACGGGCACCAGCGGCUGGAAUACGUGCCAUCCAGUGCGUCCCGAGAAGCGCGCCACGGCUCGGAUCCCGCCUUUGGGCCAGGCCCGCAGGGCCUCGAACCUGGUGGCGUCCUGCGCCCAAAUCUGGGCCAGAGGUUCCCCUGCCAGGCAGUGGUGAGGCAGGGCGCAGACCCCGCUGUGGAGACGGAGACCCAGCGUAAGGGGGGUGCCGAGGGGCGCGCGGGGCUCCGGCACUGGCGCCUUGCCUCCUACCUGAGCGGCUGCCAUGGCGAAGACACAGGCGAGGAGGGCCUACCCAUGCCCAUGGAAGUCGAGGUCUGUGAGGAUGACGUCCUGGCUCCCGCGGGCCGAGCAACCGCUGGGGACUUGCUGCCCUCAGCCUUCCGUGUCCCUACUGCCUUCCCAGCCAAGGGCCCUGUACCGGGCUCAGGAAGCGGAGACGGUGCAGAGCGCGAGGGUGUGGAGGAGGCUGGCCUGGCCAAGCAGGACUCCUUCCGCUCGCGCCUGAAUCCUCUCAUCCAGCGCAGCUCGAGGCUCCGAUCCUCGCUCAUCUUUGCUUCCCAGGCACAGGCAGAAGGCACGGGUGGGGCCAUGGGGGCCACCACCGAAAAGGUGCAGCUGCUACACAAGGAGCAGACCAUCAAUGAGACACUGGGUCCUGGUGGAGAGGCUAUGCGCUCCACCGCCUCCGCCAAAGUGGCCGAGCUACUGGAGAAGUACAAGGGGCCAGCCCGCGAAACCGGGGGCGCUGUCACCGUCUCUAGCCACAGCAAAGCAGUGGUGUCCCAGAUGUUGCGGGAAGAGGUGGCAGCAGCAGGCACAGGAGGGUGCGAGCGCCGCAGCCUGGAGAGCUGCCUGCUUGACUUGCGCGACUCCUUUGCUCAGCAGCUGCACCAGGAGGCUGAGCGGCAGCCUGGAGCCGCCUCGCUCACAGCUACACAGCUGCUCGACACACUAGGCCGGAGUGGCGCCGACCGCCUGCCCUCUCGCUUCCUUUCUGCGCAGGGCCGGUCCACCUCCCCGCAAGGACGAGAUAGCCCCCCGCCAGACAGGCCUGGAGCCCACCAAGUGCUUCAUUCUGAGCCAAGAGGUAGCCCCACCUUGGCCUACCCAGAGCGGAAGGGGAGCCCUACGCCUGGGUUCGCCAAUCGAAGAGGCAGCCCGACUACAGGAUUUGUUGAGCAGAAGGGGAACCCCACAUCACCCUACCCAGAGCGCAGGAGCAGCCCUGUGCCUCCUGUGCCAGAGCGCAGGAGCAGCCCAGGGCCCCCUGUGCCUGAGCGCAGGGGUAGUCUUACCCUGGCCUUGGCCGCGGAGUCUCCAAAGACCACGCCCACAGAGGAAGUGGCAGGUGGCCCUAUGGAGGUGCUGCGCAAGGGAUCCCUGCGGCUCAAGCAGCUGCUGAGCCCCAAGAACGAGCCACAUGGGGAGGGUGAGGGCAGCUUCCCAGUGCUUCAGGAGAAUGGGCAGCCUGAGAGUCCCCAGCGACCAUCUCUGGGACGAGGUGAUAGCACGGAGGCUGCAGGAGAUGAGCGUGGCCCCAGGGCACGCCUAACCUCGGCCACAGCCAAUGCCUUGUACAGCAGCAACCUGCGGGAUGACACCAAGGCCAUUCUGGAGCAGAUCAGUGCUCACGGUCAGAAACACCGCGGGGUUCCUGCCCCAGGCCCGGACCCAACCCGCAGCAGCCCUGAGUUGGGUCACGUAAUAGCUGCUGGAGGCCUGGCCCCAGAUAUGUCUGACAAAGACAAGUGCUCAGCCAUCUUCCGCUCAGACAGUAUGGGGGCGCAAGGCCGCCUGAGCCGCACGCUGCCUGCCAGCGCAGAGGAGCGUGACCGACUGCUGCGCCGCAUGGAGAGCAUGCGCAAGGAGAAGCGAGUGUACAGUCGCUUUGAGGUCUUCUGCAAAAAGGAUGAGGCUGGCGGCCCAGGUUCAGGGGACAAUUUGGUAGAGGACGCCAGGGACAGCAAGGUGGGCAAGUUCAUGCCCAAGAUCCUAGGCACGUUUAAAGGCAAGAAAUGAGUGUCCUGGCCCUGCAGGCCAGGGUGCUGCACCGCACACUGCCAACCUGCAUCUGGAGCACUCAAGAGGGGAAGGGAGCUCCAUGUCCCUGUGUCUGAGGGAUGGUCACCAGGCCCUCGUGCCAAAGCAGUCUGGGGUCUUCAGCCUUGGCCUCUCCUUCCCAGGGGCACAGCCCCUGUCUCCUACAACUCCCUUCUCUCCUGGGCACCCUUCUCAGCUCUGCCUCCACGUCUCCUUGCACUAAGACCCCCUCUUGGCCUUUAUUCACCUCAGGGAGCCUUCUGUGUGCCUUAGUCCCCUGUCUUUCAGGGGGUCUCCGUGCCUUUUGUCUCCUCAGGGUUUCUGCUCUCAGGGUACUCAUCCCAAAGCCUCCUGAAUCCAUCCAAUGGCUCUUAUCUGCUGACACCCGCAUCGUACUCACUCUUUCCCUCUUCCUCCCCACUCUGGGCACCUCUCCUCUCACCUCCAUCUCUUCCUCUGGAAUUUUCCCUGUGUGGAACCCAUCUCUUUGUGGCCUCUUGGCACCUGCCUUGCUAUGGGGAAUGCAGGGCUGUCUGCAGGCACUUGUGAGGGAGGGGUGGAGUCAGACCCCAAGGAUGUUCCUCUUGGAGCAACAGGGAAGCUGGAUAGGGCAGACUUCUGGGAAGGAGGGACACAGAGGACCCCAGAGGGGCUGCCCUGCCACCUAGUAGCAGCUGCCUCAACCAAGUCUGCCCCCUCCUACAGCACAGCCUGGGUAAAACCUUGUAAGGCACAGGAGGGGAGCACUAGGCUUUGCAGCACAAUAAAACAUCUGGACAGACACCCUCA
Messenger RNA from Heterocephalus glaber (naked mole-rat), 6217 nucleotides. NCBI's taxonomy places the organism in Eukaryota, Metazoa, Chordata, Mammalia, Rodentia, Bathyergidae. The record is from RefSeq and is a predicted model, not a curated record.